Neltuma alba is the source of this 2619-nucleotide messenger RNA. RefSeq names its product putative pentatricopeptide repeat-containing protein At1g12700, mitochondrial. The coding region runs from base 41 to 1774 and encodes 577 amino acids. Gene Ontology annotation, cellular component: mitochondrion. Lineage: Eukaryota; Viridiplantae; Streptophyta; Magnoliopsida; Fabales; Fabaceae. Gene Ontology annotation, molecular function: mRNA binding; protein binding. The record is from RefSeq and is a predicted model, not a curated record. The transcript has 2 exons.
GGCUAAACGGAAGGACCCAUAACCCUGCUUCUUUCCGCAAAUGGUCGCUGCUUCUUCCGCGGUCGUUGCUGCUCUAUCUUGGAAAUUCCUUAAAAUAGACUGUAAAUUGGGGAAAGUCUCUACAGAUGAAGCUUUGCACUAUUUUGAUCACAUGCUUCACCUAAAACCAACCCCUCCUGUGUCAUCGUUCAAUCUCUUAUUCGGUGUACUUGCCAAGAACAAGCAGUAUUCCACCGUAAUUUCUCUUUGCAGUAGACUGAUGUCAUCCGGGUUGUUACCCGAUUUUAUUACCUUAAACAUUCUGUUAAAUUGCCUUUGUAAUACGAAUCGGGCCCGCGCUGGCUUUUCAGUAGUGGGGAAUAUGGUCCGGAGGGGUUUCUUCCCAAAUAAAUUUACUUACACAAGCUUGAUUCGUGGAAUGUGUAAAGAGAGUAAAACUAAGGAGGCAGUGCUGUUGUUUAAGAAGAUGAUUAAGCUGGGCAUUCUGCCUAGUGUGGUGACAUACGGGACUUUAAUCGAUGGUUUGUGUCGAAAUGGAUACACGGACAAUGCACUUAAGCUGCACGAAGAAAUGAUCAGAACUAAAGAUGAGUCCAGUUUGAUUCGCAAACCCAACAUAAAGUGUUACGCUACAAUUAUUGAUGGCCUUUGUAAGGCUGGUUUGAUGGACAAGGCGAAAGGACUUUUCUUGGAAAUGAAGAGCAGGGGCAUAUCUCCAGAUGUGGUGCUGUAUAGUUCUCUGAUACAUGGCUUUUACAGUUGCGGUGAUUCAAAGGAGGCUGAGAACUUGUACAGAGAGAUGGUGGAUCACGGAAUUCAGCCUAAUUCGGUUACAUUUAAUGUUAUUAUACAUGCUCUUGUCGAGGAUGGGAAGGUGCAAGAAGCUGAGAAAUUGUUAGAGACAAUGAUUCAAAGAGGCGUUAAGCCUCACACCCGCAUAUAUAAUACGUUGAUGGAUGGAUAUCUUUUAGUGGAUAAGCUCCACGAAGCGGAGAAAAUAUUUGUUUCAAUUAAGAGUAAUGGCCUAGAGUAUGAUAUUGUUAGUUACAAUGUGCUGAUCUAUGGUUAUUGCAAAAAUAACAAAAUAGAGGAAGCUAUGAAAAUAUAUGAGGAGAUGAUUCAUGGUGGGUUGUUGCCCCCUCCUUACACUUAUAUUUCCUUGAUAAAAGGUCUUUUCCGGAUAGGCAAGAUAGAGGAUGCAUGGAAUAUGUUCAAUCAGAUGCAGCUUCAUGGUCAGAUACUGGACUCAGCAGUCUAUCGCAUAUUCUUAGACGGGCUUUGCAAGAAUAAUCGUAUUCCAGAAGCAUUGGAACUACUUAAUAGCAUAGAAAAUAACAAUAUUAAACUAAGCACUGAGAUGUACAAUCCCGUCCUUGAUGGGUUAUGUAAGUCGGGAAAGCUUGAAACUGCUUUUCAGUUAUUUUCUAGAAUUUCUCAAAAAGGUCUUGCACCAGAUGUGGUAACUUACAGCAUCAUGAUAAAUGGGCUUUGUAAGAGGAAAAAAUUAGAGGAAGCAGAGAAAUUGUUUCUGGAAAUGGAGAAGAAUGGUUGUGCUCCAAAUCUAGUUACUUAUAACACACUUAUGCGUGGUUUCUGUCAGGAGAAUGAUUCAGCAAAAGCCAUUGAUCUUCUUCACAAAAUGGCAAUAAAAAACUUGUCACCAGAUGCCUCUACAAUGUCUAUAAUGGUGGACUUACUUCCCAAGGACGAAAGAUGUCCUGAAUAUCUGAAUUUGCUUCCGAAUUUUUCUCCUCAGGAGCCUACUGGAAGAUGAUAUAAGAUGGCUAAUCAGUAGUACGAUUUAUUCAAUGCAUAUUCAGAAGUAGUAGCCAAGAAACCAUCAAAUAACAAACACUGAUGCUCUUUGCUACUUUCCAGACUCUUUUGAUGGUUUUAUGCUAAGGCAGGCCUCAUCUGAUGAAAUCUUUUGGUGGCAAAUCAACACAACAAAAAGUUGUGUGUUUUGGCUGCAAUGGAAGUGUUAUGUGGUGGUUAUUAGAGUUAGAGGUAGUUAAGAGGAUUGAUUAGUUAGAGAAGGUUAUUAGUAUAAAUAGAGGAUGUUAGUGAAUGAAUGAGAUGUCUUGUGAAAAUAAAGUACAGUUACCUAUUGUUUUCCUUGUUCUACGCUUAACAAUGGCAUCAGACCCCCUACUUUGGCCAUUGCCGUUGCUCCUGCCGGUUGUCAGAAAAACGAUCCUCACAGCCAUCCCAGAGUUAGGAGCUCUGUACAGCCGUCACUGAGUUAAGAGCACUGAAGCAUGCCUCCAUUGUGAAUCAUUACGCAAACCAAUUUGAAGCACUCUUACCGUUUACGCAUCUAUCAGAGUCCACCGCUGUCAAGCUGUUCAUCAACGAACCUAAGUCAGAGAGUCAGCAUGUGGUCUGAUGCUUUGGCCCAAGUAGUUUUCCCUCUGCCAUAUGCCUUGCAGACAUUCAUGAAAGAUAUGCACCGAAGAUGCAAGGGUAAUGGUGGAAACCAGGUCGGUUCAAAAUUAAUUACUUUGAUUGUUUUCGCUAUUGGAACAGAGAGUACACACUGUACAAAGCGGGCCUUUUCCAUGACAAUUUGAAGAAUAUGAAAAUGGAAUGAGGGAACCAGUGAGGUUUUAAAUAUAUAUA